AUGAUGGAAUGCAAGAUGGUUGUGCCAUCACAGGACAUUGUCACAUUUGCCCGUUUAAAGAGACUAUAUCCGACGUUUACCGUCGCGUCUGCGGUCUCCGGGUGCGCUGCUAUAGUCAUGCUGCUCGACAAGUCGCCGGCCAUUCCGUCAAUUUUACAUAGUUUAUCAACGUGCCUGAUCGUCAGCUCGGCGGUCACUGCAGCAUUCACCGCGACGACUGCAAUUAUGCUUUCGCUUACGUUCCAAGAGAACCACAAGCCUACCCGGAUGUGCUUAGCACUAGUUUGGACACCGGUCUUUUUUUUCGACUGUAUGAUAAUACAACUAGUACUGGGACUUGCGCUUUGGUUUGUAGCCGGACAUUCUUGGCAGUACUCCAUUGUUCUUGGUCUCUUAUCCGGAUUCUCAUUCUCGGCAACACUGGUUAUAGCAGUAUUGAUACGGAAAAAUAUAAAGGAGACUCAUGAAAACUUGAUUGACGAGAUAGUUCCUGAGAAAUGA
Messenger RNA from Colletotrichum truncatum, 501 nucleotides. RefSeq lists its product as uncharacterized. NCBI's taxonomy places the organism in Eukaryota, Fungi, Ascomycota, Sordariomycetes, Glomerellales, Glomerellaceae. The record is from RefSeq and is a predicted model, not a curated record.